Yamadazyma tenuis ATCC 10573 is the source of this 1735-nucleotide messenger RNA. RefSeq lists its product as uncharacterized. Gene Ontology annotation, molecular function: transmembrane transporter activity. Gene Ontology annotation, cellular component: membrane. Gene Ontology annotation, biological process: transmembrane transport. Lineage: Eukaryota; Fungi; Ascomycota; Pichiomycetes; Serinales; Debaryomycetaceae. The record is from RefSeq and is a predicted model, not a curated record.
AUUCAAAAAUGAAUAAGUUGAAAAGCACCACCAGUUACGGCUUGGAAGCCAUUGCUUCACGUACUGAGGAUCAUAUCCACAAAAUCCUCUCUAAUAAAUCUGAGAUAAGAGACGUUGAUGCCAAAGAGGCUGCAAAUGAUGAGGACUUAUUAGCCCAAAUCGGGUAUAAGCAAGAAUUGAACAGAUCUUAUUCCACCUUGCAGGUUUUUGGAAUAGCUUACUCGAUCAUGGGAUUGCUUCCCUCUAUCGUGUCGACUCUUGCAAUUGGUUUGGAAGGUGGCCCAGCCUCAUUGGUUUGGGGGUGGUUUGUCGCAGGGUUGUUUAUUUUGAGCAUCGGAAUUUCGAUGUCGAUUUUGUCAUCUGCAAUUCCCACGUCUGGAGGGUUGUUUUACUGGACCAACUAUUACUGUCCCGACUCUCUUAGAGUGCCAUUAAGUUUUGUGAUCGGAUGCCUGAACUCGUUGGCUUUGUGUGGAGGACUUUGUUCCAUAAACUACGGGUUUGCGUUCGAGGUGUUGGCAGCCGUAUAUAUUAAUAAGGAUGGGGAUUUUAACAUCACUAAUGGUAAGCUUUACGGGGUUUUUGCUGCAUGUACAGUAUCACAUGUAAUCAUCUGCUGUUUGACCACCGGCCAUUCCGCCAAAAUGCAGCUUUUCUCCAUCAUCAUAAACACUUUUGUCAUUGUGCUCUUUUUCAUCGCGGUGCCCAUUGGAGCUGCUGGACACGGUUUCAACGAUGCAGCAUAUAUCUUUGGCAGAAUAGAAAAUGCCAGGACAUGGAGCAAAGGCUGGUCUUUUAUGUUAAGUUGGAUGCCGGCAGUGUGGACAAUUGGAGCUUUUGACUCGUGUUUGCACAUGAGUGAAGAAGCUUCCAAUGCUUCAAAAUCCAUUCCAGUUGGUAUAAACGGUUCAAUUACCGUGUGCUGGCUUGUAGGGUGGUGCAUUUGUAUUGUGUUUGCUGCUUGUAUCAAAGAUGGAGAUGUGGAGGCCGUGUUGGGCUCAGCAUCUGGGUCUGCCGGUGCACAAAUCAUCUAUGAUGCGUUGGGAAAGGAAUGGGCCGUUGCCUUCAUGUCGUUGAUUGCGUUUGCUCAGUACCUUAUGGGCUCUUCCAUUCUUAUUGCUGCCUCCAGACAAAUUUGGGCAUUUGCGAGAGAUGACGGGUUACCGCUCGUGCACAGACUUGUUAAGAAGGUGAAUCCAACCGUCAAAGUGCCAGUUAAUGCGACUAUUUUCGGUGGAUGUUUGUCGUUGAUUUUGGGGUUGUUGAUUUUAAUCAACGCCACCGCAGCCAAUGCCUUGUUCUCCUUGGCUGUCACUGGUAAUUAUCUUGCUUGGGGUAUGCCUGUGCUUUUGGUGCUCUUGCCAUAUGGUGCAAACAAGUUCCACCCAGGUCCUUUCUACUUCGGUACGACUGCCACAACAGUCAUUCACAUUACCACCGUCGUGUGGAUUGUGUACAUUAUUGUGAUGUCAAUGUUCCCAGACAGUAAGGUUGUUGAUAAGGGUGAUAUGAACUAUACUGUUGCUAUCAAUGGAGGUAUCUGGUUGUUGUCCAUAAUAUACUACUUUGUGUACGGAUACAGAGAGUACUCCGGUCCUAAGUCUAACUUGAAUGAAACCCCUACCGAGGGGAUUGACUUUUCAGGCACUGACAGUGACGUCCAUAAUGCUGAUGUGGUGGUUGAAGAUAAAGUGUAGAAUAUUUUGUAUUCAGUAAUAUAAAAAUGUUGAACUAG